AUGAACCCAGAUCUUCCUAAAGAACUUGUUGAAGAUCCUAUUAUUGAAGAAGGUCCUGAGUUUGGUACAACUCCAGAAAUCCCAACCUUUGAUUCAUUCUCAUAUUCCAAUAUCCAUACCCAAGCAACAACUGAAGCAGUCCUAGCAUUUACCCUUGAUGAUUCAAAUGAUUCAUCAGAAUCAGAUGAUUCUUCCGAUGAUUCUGACUCAUUCCCCUAUGAAAUCCAAACAUUUGAGUUCUCAAAUAUCAUGAUAGCUCAACCCCUAGCCAAGAAGAUCAGACAAAUCCCCAAUAGUGCAGGCGGAGAUCUCCAAUUUGCUUUUUGGACAAAUCGCAACAACAUGGGUCAUCCCAAUCCAGAUGGUUCUAUUACAUGGAGAAAGGAGUAUCACACCAUAUUCCUCUCUGCAUAUUCAGAAUCUCAAGGCAUCCAGAGCGACAGUGGAAAUUAUCUGGGGAAUGAGUCAGAAUCAUCGGAAGAAUCAUCUGAUUCUGAUGAAUUAUUUGAAUCAUCAAAGGUAAAUGCUACGACUGCUUCAGUUGUUGCUUCAUCAUCAAUGAAAAAUAGUGAUUCAACAUCGCCAUCUUCAAGAUCAUCAUCAAUGAGAGCCAAAGAAUUCACUAUUUUGAAGGGAAUUGAGAAAAGCUUGCUUGAGGUUGACAUCAAUAUCCAUGCUGUUGAGAAGAUAAAAUCUUUGAGACAUACAAUCAUAAUGAAUCUCCCAGUCUUUUCUUUUGAAUGA
This is a messenger RNA of Rhododendron vialii, 744 nucleotides long. RefSeq lists its product as uncharacterized. Lineage: Eukaryota; Viridiplantae; Streptophyta; Magnoliopsida; Ericales; Ericaceae. The record is from RefSeq and is a predicted model, not a curated record. The coding region runs from base 1 to 744 and encodes 247 amino acids. The transcript is spliced from 5 exons.